Schistocerca gregaria is the source of this 3831-nucleotide messenger RNA. Its product is annotated as nascent polypeptide-associated complex subunit alpha, muscle-specific form-like. The transcript is spliced from 4 exons. Bases 1 to 3831 code for a protein of 1276 amino acids. The record is from RefSeq and is a predicted model, not a curated record. NCBI's taxonomy places the organism in Eukaryota, Metazoa, Arthropoda, Insecta, Orthoptera, Acrididae.
AUGUCGAACCAAUCGAACGCAUGUACAGGAGCUGAGGGUGUGGCGGAUCGCCGCCAGGCGGAGCUUGCUUCGUCGGCGGCCCCAUCCGGCCCCCCACUGAAGACAACCCGGCGCAUUCACCCGGCUCACGAAUUGGACGAUUCUCCGGUUCUUCCAGCUGCAGAAGGAAGUGCUGCGUCCCCCGGCGGCGAACUGCCGCCGUCGCAGCCUACACUGGACGUCACAACUGGGCGAUGCGGCAUCGAUUCAGGAAUCGAUGAAGCCGCCCUUAGGGAGUUAGAUAGGGCAAAUGGCGCGUCAGUGCCCCCUUCACGUGGGACCAGCCCGCGCGCGCCGAGGCAAAGGCAGUGUUCCACGAGUGUCCCCCGCCCCUCGCCCGCCCCACUCGAUAUGCCAGACAUUUCCGAUGCCGUCUGCGUCUCUGAGUCGGACAGUGACUCCGUCACUGGCUACAUCGACGACAGCGACAUCGCGGAGGGCCUAGAAGAGAGUCUUAUCGCCCUCCGCGACGCCGCGGAAGAGGAGGGACUGCCCUGUGACCCCGCUCUGCGGGCGCGGAUUCUCUUCCCUAACGCCGCUGCCGCUGACGCCGACGGCGACGCCAUGCAAUGCGAGAUGGAGUCGCGUAAGAGGAAACCAGCGGCCGCCUCUUCCGACUCCGAAGCUGCCCCCUCCGAGGCCGCUCGUGGGAAGAAGCAGAAGGCCGCCGCCGACGCUGAGGGCUUCGCCGUCCCCAGGAAGACGGCACCCCGCCGCCGCAUUGUCAAGACGCCGGUCCUCCCGGGUGUGGCGGAUCGCCGCCCGUCGGGGCCAGCUCGGGCGACUGAGCUGAUCCCGGUGGCGGCCCCAUCCGGCCCCCCACUUAUGACGAACCGGCUUACGACAACUGACCACGACAGGAAUGACUCUUCGGAUUCUGAUGUGCUCUCUCGUGAUCGAGUGUUCAUCCUUAUGAACAAACUCGCUCACGGGGGUUCCUACCCGGGUCGAAAGGACGACGAGGCGACUAUACUCGCCUUCUGUCACAUUCGGAAGGGUGCCACUCUGCCGUACACGAGGCAGCAAGUGUCGGGUGUGCCACCGAGAGCCCCGCCGGUUGAAUCGCGCGAGUCUGCGGUCCCGGCGGUGGCGGCCUCGGCGGGAGUUGCGCCGCUGGCCUCGACCACUGAAGAGGUCGAUGUGCCCCCGGCUGCACCCCUGGUCCCCAAGACACGAGAAGAGCCCGUGGCUACGCUAGCUGCGGCCGCCGAGAUGCAGGAUAUCGACCUGCCUGACGCAAAUUUGGCUGAGGCCAUUGCCGAGUCAGAGCGCCGUGACACUGACUCUGACGCUGCCCGUGCGCCCAGAAAGCGCCGGGCUAUGACGCAUGACGACUCCGACACUCCCUCUCAGACGUCCGACACAGCGAGGCCGCGGAAGAAGGCCUCGAGGGCUUCCCGCCCUUCCACCACGGAGUCUGGGACGACUAUCGCGGGCUCCUCCGCGAGCGCCGCCUCGCCGAGACCGACGAAGACGCGGCGGCCCACUCGUCCACCUGCCACCUCCCGGCAGCCGGAUGAGGAUGGUUUUGUCGCCCCUCCCAGGCGGCGCACUGCCAGGGCUGCUGCGCUGCAGCAACCGACGCCGCUGCCGACCGCCAACGCGUUCGCGGGGGCCAGUGUGGACGCGACUGAAGAUGGUGCCGCGCCUCCUGUGUCGGCCCAAAAGAAGCCCUCGCCCAUCGUCAUCCAAUGGGCGGGAGGGUACAAGGAGUUCCAGCAAAAACUAGACAGGGCGGCCACGUCCGCCACUGUCAAGACUGCUGGCCGUGACCUCUACAAGGUCACGGUGUCCUCCAACGAGGAGUACCGCGCGGUGAUGGACACCAUCUCCAGAGAUGGCCUCCCGGGCCGAAACCACCGGAGCGGAGGGGCUGCUCCCUCUCGUAAGGUGCACCCAUCCACCAGCUUUGCUGCCGCCACCAAGGGCGGACCAUCAACCGCCACCGCCCGACGUUCGGAACUGGCGGCGGGCGAGACGAGGCAACCGGCCGCGCCGUCCCCGGCUUCGCCCGGGGGGGAGGCCAACCCAACACCCACGCAGAGCGCGCGGGUUGCCGCCCCGCGCAGGCGUCGCCGGCGCGCGGGCCGGGCCACCCAUGCCGCUGCACGCCGGACUGCCGAUGACACACUGCCGCAACAGACGACAGCACCUCGUGCUACGCCGCCACCGGCUGCCGACGCUCCGCGGCAGUCGUCUACUACGGAGUUGCCGCAACCGGCCUCCCCAGUGGCGGAGGCCGCCCCAGCGGCCAACGCCGCCCCCUCGGCCACCGAUGCAGCCGAGCUCCGAACAGCAGCACCGCUGCUUAACCUGCCCCUACACCUGGCAUAUGAAGCCAGCGUUUUACAGCGAGCGAGCGAGCGAGCGAGCGGCGCCGGCCGCAACCCACUAAUACAAAAUGUGCUUCCACACCUCGACCCAGAAGACGAGAGAAAACUGAUGCAGGCGGUCGUGCGAACAGAAAAACGUAGGGAAAUGAGGAGAAUGGAGCAAAAAAGGGAACAGAUAAAACAGGAGACCAAAUUCAUCAGGGAAAUAGGCAGGAAAGCAGACAGGAAAAUUCUCCCAAAGACGACAGCCAAACUGCUCGUCAGGGAGAAAAGAAAGCGCGCGAAGUCACCCAAGCGCAAACCCGGAACAUCAGAGCCUCUCCCCCUACUAUUUGAAACACACCCGACCACAGAUACGGCGGACGAAGCUGCAGAGACGGCCACUCCAGGCCCAAGCAACGCAUCUGCGGGAGAAACGAUCGUGACGGACGGGUCUCCCGCAGAAGCGUCAACGCCAGCAGUAACAACAAACGAAAAUCCCAAACCUAGCACGUCCUCCCUAGUACAAGACGCUACACACGACACGCAAGACGCACCACCCACGAACUCGCCCCAGAGCCCAGAGCCGGCACACGCAAACGUCACCGCAGCAGCCGAGCACGCGCCCGCCACAGCCGAGGAGCCGGAAGCUAACGGUACCUUCGAGCUGGCGCGGCGCACGGCCAAGGUCAAGCCGCCACCAGCCGCGGCCGGCACUGCCUGCGCCACAAGCAACAAAUACGACGCGCUCGAUGAAGACGCGCAAACACCCCCAGCCCCACCACCACCAAAGACACAACAAAACACGCAACAUCCCAAACAUGAAAGACUACCACCCAUAGUCGCCACGUAUCCAGAUACAUACAAAAAAAUGUACGAUCUUAUCACUGCCGCCAUAGGCGACGAACGCUUCCACGCAAAAUCUGCCGGCGGUGAUAAGAUCAAAAUCACACUGAAAACGAUAGACGACUACAACACAACAAAAAACACAUUAAAACAACACCAUAUACCGCACUACACGUACCCCACAGGCGCACAAAAGACUUUGAAAGUCGUCUUAAGAGGCUUCCCCACACGCACCGACCCCGCCGACAUCAAGGACGCCAUAACGGCGAAAGGAUACGACGUAAGGUCGGUGCGCAAACAGGGCUCGAACAACAGAGACCCACUGUAUUGUGCAACGUUAAUCGACACACAACAGCAUCGGAAGUUGUUCCAGGAAACCCGACUAAUGGGCCUUGGAAUAACGACCGAACCACUGAAACAAAGAGCUAGAGCACCACAGUGCUUUAACUGUCAAGUGAUCGGCCACGUAAAUUAUUACUGCGACAUGCCGCCACGCUGCGUGCGGUGCGCUGGAGGCCACGCGUCCAGGGAGUGCAAAAUGUCACCCCAGGACAAGCCAAAAUGCGCUAACUGCAGCGGCGCCCACACGGCCAGUUACCGAGGCUGUCCAGCACACAAAAGAGCCAAGGCCUGA